CUGACACCCUUCCGUAGAAUCAACAUCGUGAAACGUAAAUAAUCAAAAUAGCGGUAUCUGUCUUCCUUGCGGUUCGCGUAGAAACUUUUUGACGAAAAUAAAAUUAUAAUUAUCUCUUUCUUGCUUCUCGUGUUGUGCUGUGGGGUUUCGCAUACCCGAUUUUCUGGAAAUCUGUGGUUUGUUCAAGUGUGCUAAAGUUAUAUUCCUGAUUGGUUGAUCACAGUAGAUACAGAGGGAACACGAUGACCAGCGGAGGCAAGAAAUUAUCUAUGAGCAAGCAGAACGAACUGAACACGCUUGUGGAUUCCUUGAUGAAGCUCAGUUUUCUCAAAACUACGACCAUCAACGAACAGUUCAAACAGUACCAGGAUAUGCACGCGAUAUUGGAACGCAUUCGGAAGGUCGAAUCGGAGCUGAAACUGAAAACCAACAACGGAAAACCUCGACAGACCAAUAUUGAAGCGUUCUGCCGGUGGGCCAAAGAGCACGGUUGCCAGUUCGAGGGACUAAAAAUUUCGGAAUUUUCCGGGUUUGAGUUGGGUCUGGAAGCGACCAAAGACUUUCAGGCCGGCGAACUGUUCAUCACCGUGCCGAAGGAGCUGAUCUUUUCCGUCACGGCGGACAACAAAAUUCCGGAAAUAAUGAAGGACAUACCGGUGAUGAUGGAGCAGAAUCUGUCGAAUCUGAUGUUGGCGUUGAUGCUGAUUGUGGAACGUUUCCAGUCGAACAGUGCAUGGAAACCGUACCUGGAUGUGCUGCCUGAACGCUACUCGACGGUGCUGUACUUCAGUCCGGCCGAUAUGGGCGAACUGAAGGGAACCAGUGCCUUCGAAUCGGCGUUGAAACAAUGCAAGAACAUUGCUCGGCAGUAUGGGUUCAUCAAGAAGUUUAUUCAGCCGAAAACAGCUCUGCUGAAGGAAAAUUUCACCUACGAUUUGUACUGUUGGGCCGCAUCGACGGUAAUGACCCGACAAAAUUUAAUACCGGUCAACCUGGCCGGCACCGAAUCCGGAACGAAUGGGGCUGGCGAUGCGGCAAGUUCUAGCACUGAAGAUGGCUCCAGAUCCAAUCCGGUGUUGAUACCAUUCUGGGACAUGGCCAAUCAUAUGCAUGGGGAAAUUACAACCGGAUACAACGAACAGCUGGAGAGAGUGGAGAGUGUUGCGCUGAAAGACUUCCGGAAGGGGGAACAGAUAUUCAUCUACUAUGGCGACAGAAGCAAUGCGAAUUUUCUCGUUCACAACGGCUUCGUUUAUUCCGAUAACGGAAACAGUAACGUUUCAAUGCAGCUAGGCCUGAACGCAGCAGAUGAACUGUUCGAGCAACGUAAGCAGCUACUUGAGAAGUUAAACCUGUCGACAGCAGGAGAUUACAGUAUUUGUCGCGGCACAAAUUGCAUUUCAUCGGAACUGCUGGGGUUCGCACGGGUUUUCAAUAUGACCAAAGAACAACUGACGCACUGGAUUGGUCAGGACGAAACAAUAACCAAAAAACUGCUCGAUCCAGGCCAAGCGCUGGAAGACGAAGCACUCGAACAAAAGGUAUGGAAGUUCCUAUCAAUCAGACUGCAGAUGAUGCUACGUAUGAGCGGUACCACACUGGAGCAGGAUGAAGCUCUGCUGGCUAGUCAAGGACAGAAGGGUGCCCCGAAGCUAGGGCAUAUUCGAUCGAUGCUAGUUCAGUACCGGGUGGUGGAGAAAUCCAUCGUUACCGAAACAAUCGAAUACUGCAAGCGGAAAGAGUCUGCUCAGCAGGUGGCUUAAGUUUCUUGUCGCACAUUUUUAAAUUCAAAAUUCAACCAAUUCGAACGCACUACUCGUAUUUUUCUUUUCAUCCGUAAUGCUAGGCCAGUAACGAAGUGCCGGGAUUCUUAAAACUUUUAUCAACUAACACUUUCGCGUGAUUCGGUUUUCAAAGAAUUAUACUUCACCGUUAACA
Messenger RNA from Malaya genurostris, 1938 nucleotides. It is a transcript of the gene Setd3, whose product is annotated as actin-histidine N-methyltransferase. NCBI's taxonomy places the organism in Eukaryota, Metazoa, Arthropoda, Insecta, Diptera, Culicidae. The coding region runs from base 243 to 1763 and encodes 506 amino acids. The transcript is spliced from 4 exons. The record is from RefSeq and is a predicted model, not a curated record. Gene Ontology annotation, biological process: peptidyl-lysine monomethylation; actin modification; positive regulation of transcription by RNA polymerase II. Gene Ontology annotation, molecular function: histone H3K4 methyltransferase activity; transcription coactivator activity; histone H3K36 methyltransferase activity.